GAUUGAUUACAAUAUUAUGGCGACAAUCAAAACAUUGAAAUCGCGAGUCUUUUAGUGUCAGUUAAAUCGUAAAUUCAAAACUCAAUUAAAUGUUUACAAAAUGGGUUUAUUGUGCUGUUGUUUCAGACCUAAACUCUUUAGGCUUGAAAGGAGUGUUAAAAUAGAGGAGAAGAACAGAUCAUACGAUGUGGUUAACGACAUAUCGAUUGAUAACAACCCGACGAUCAGUUCAUCUGUCUAUCAGACGCCGACAGUGGGUUUGAGUGAACAGAAUCUGUUUGAUAUAACAGUGCAGACAAUGGCGGCGAAGAUGAUCAAUAUCCCGGCCCAUAGCGAACAGUUGCCACAAACACUCCUCAGAGACAAACAGAAGACUUACGCCCGAAAAGUAUUAUCCAUAAGAAAUCCUCUUCCGCUCCGAUCCAGCGCUCAGAUGACUAAAUCAAAGUCAGAGCCCAAUAAUGUUACGAUUCAAGAGAGAUGCGAAUCAAUUGAUUGUAUUCGCGAAGAAGACCUGAAACUGAUCCGCAAAUUCAGCCAAAUGUCGAGUAAUGCCAUUAAAAAAGGUUUUAGUUUCUGGUCGGAAGAGCCCAUUGUUGUCAAAUUUAACCCAAACAACGAUCACAAACAUUAAAUCUUCUAAUUAAUAUACAGCAGGUAUUUGUAUUGAAAACCUAUUUUAAUAAAUUUAACCAUAAUUU
Messenger RNA from Medioppia subpectinata, 701 nucleotides. NCBI's taxonomy places the organism in Eukaryota, Metazoa, Arthropoda, Arachnida, Sarcoptiformes, Oppiidae. The record is from the annotation of a GenBank genome assembly.